Messenger RNA from Alnus glutinosa, 944 nucleotides. RefSeq names its product ubiquitin-conjugating enzyme E2 14. Gene Ontology annotation, biological process: protein polyubiquitination; ubiquitin-dependent protein catabolic process. NCBI's taxonomy places the organism in Eukaryota, Viridiplantae, Streptophyta, Magnoliopsida, Fagales, Betulaceae. Gene Ontology annotation, molecular function: ubiquitin conjugating enzyme activity. Bases 235 to 738 code for a protein of 167 amino acids. The transcript has 6 exons. The record is from RefSeq and is a predicted model, not a curated record.
UAUCGGUAAAAGGAAAAGAAAUACUACUUGGCCUGGAUAAACCGCCUUUCCCUUUGUUUAUGUUUUUUUGAUCGGGAAAGAGGCAGACAAACUCAAGCAAAUUAGGCAAUAACUAUUUAUUUGUGAUUCCUUCUCUUCGCCUAUAAAAGCCAGUUUGGAGUCCCAAACCAUUACUAAAUAACACCUGGAGAUUUCUCUACUUUUGCUUUGCCUCUCUGAUUUUUCCAGUCUCCAAUGGCGGCGUCUCAAGCAAGCCUCCUCCUCCAAAAGCAGCUCAGAGAUCUCUGUAAAAGCCCGGUGGACGGCUUCUCGGCUGGUCUGGUCGACGAUAGCAAUGUGUUCGAGUGGAGCGUCACGAUUAUGGGGCCUCUCGAUACGCUUUAUGAUGGAGGUUUCUUUCAUGCCUUUAUGAGCUUUCCCUCUAACUACCCUCAAAGCCCUCCAACAGUGAGGUUUGUCUCAGAGAUGUGGCACCCUAAUGUUUACCAAGAUGGAACGGUUUGCAUUUCAAUUCUUCAUCCUCCUGGUGAAGAUCCAAAUGGUUAUGAGCAUGCAAGUGAACGCUGGAGUCCAGUCCAUACAGUUGAGAGCAUAAUUUUGAGUAUAAUAUCAAUGCUUUCAAGCCCUAAUGACGAAUCUCCUGCAAACGUCGAUGCCGCGAAAGAAUGGAGAGAAGGAAGGGACGAGUUCAGAAGGAAAGUUAGUCGGUGUGUCAGAAGAUCGCUUGAAAUGAUGUAGACCAAAUUGCUGCUAUUUCUGGCUUCUAUUCUUGGUGACACCAACAAGAUAUUCUAGUUCUUUUUUCAGUCCAAUUGAUUUUUCUCUUCUUGCACAUCUUCUAGUGAUAUUAUUAGAAAUAUGUAUACCCAUACGCUUGAUGGUUCAUGAACUUGUACAAGUUCGGCUUAUUAAUGUCAAUUUUGUGCGGGUUUUUGAGCAUCUUA